Messenger RNA from Cucurbita pepo subsp. pepo (vegetable marrow), 1343 nucleotides. Its product is annotated as MutS2. Gene Ontology annotation, molecular function: crossover junction DNA endonuclease activity. Lineage: Eukaryota; Viridiplantae; Streptophyta; Magnoliopsida; Cucurbitales; Cucurbitaceae. The record is from RefSeq and is a predicted model, not a curated record.
UACCGAGAAAGGAUCAAAUUCAUCGUUCCACAAAUUCUGAUGAACAAAUUUGAUUUUGAGCGCCGCGACCGGUGAUCGAGGCGACGAUGUGGUGGAGCUUUUGCCGCUGCGAUGUUCGUUGAGGCGUUCAUGAGGCGGGGGAAUCUUGAGCCGAGGAGGAAGGGGAAGGACCUUCCCGUCUGAAAAUAGUUCAUCGGCAAACGCCAUCGCAGGUAAAAAUACAUGUCUGUUUCCUCGUGGGAGAUGUUGAAUUGAUGGAAUCUCUUCCGUUGAACGCGCAUCCAUUGCAAGCUCAGUCCCACUGUUUCAUGAUCUCCCUCUCUUCCAAGCUCAAAUCCGAACUUCAUCGCUUCAGGUUUCUCUGUACUUCUUCUUCUUCUUCGUCAGUUCGUUCUUCAGGAAUCCCUACGAGACCUUCUUCUUCGGUCCGGAAAGAAAGCAGCGGCGGAGUUAAAUUGAAGAUCGCCCACACUCAACUCAAGGACAACUGGUUGGCUUCUCUAUCGUGUCCUUUUCCUCUAGGUCACGAUUACUCCGCCAAUGGUAGACCAGGAGACCAAAAUGCGACUUCAGACUGUGUUAUUGGUGUCGACCCCGACGUUUCUGGUGCUGUGGCACUCUUGAGAACCGACGAAUCGAUUUCUUCAGCUCAGGUAUAUGAUUCUCCUCACCUGCAAGUACUAGUUGGUGGAAAGAGACGGAAACGGUUAGAUGCUAAGUCAAUUGUCCAACUUCUUCACAGCUUUAAUGCUCCCAUUGGUACUACUGCAUAUCUGGAGCAGUCAACCCCAUUUCCACAGGAUGGAAAACAGGGGUGGUGGAGUGGAGGAUUCGGUUAUGGAUUGUGGAUUGGCGUAUUAGUUGGGCUGGGUUUUUCAGUUGUUCCUGUGCCAUCUCUUGCGUGGAAAAACAAAUUUCAGCUUUCAGGAAAGGAUACUUCUAAGGAUGAUAGCCGGAGAGUUGCAUCCACAUUAUUUCCAACUCUAAGCCCCCUUCUGAAGAGGAAAAAAGAUCAUGGGAGGGCUGAGGCUUUACUCAUUGCUGCUUAUGGAAAAGGCUUGAACUUGAAUGUGGAAACACCGUCCGUUUUAGAGGAGUCGGUAGUGUCUUAGAAAUGGCAGCUGGUUCUUUCUUUCUUCGCCCCUCGAAUUCAGGUUCGAGUUUGGUAUUGAAUAGAAUGAAUGCGAAUGAUGGAUCUGAGUGUAUUCCCCAUUUGAUAAUGAGGUUCUUUGCUUUAGAUUAUUUUGGCUCAGGCAACUAUCCUUGCUAAGUUAGAAAUGAGCCUUGUAGUAGUAAACAGAACAUGAUUGAUUAUACAUUAAAUGCAUACUCCCUCUUUAUCA